Messenger RNA from Ilex paraguariensis (yerba mate), 1308 nucleotides. The record is from the annotation of a GenBank genome assembly. Lineage: Eukaryota; Viridiplantae; Streptophyta; Magnoliopsida; Aquifoliales; Aquifoliaceae.
AUGUUAGACUCGCUCUUUCCGGUAGAACUAGUGUCUAUCAUGAGUAAUGGAGUGUCAAAAACUCGGAUACGCAUUUUUGGUAUCUUCGAAGGCCAAACAUUUUCUCAUCUCCCAGAAAGAGGAAAGAUACAGAAAAUGAGGGGGCGUUUCACUCAGAAUCCGUUAAUUCUGUCAACGUUUCCGUUAGAAAUUCGCGCCAGAACUCAUCUUCUCUCCAAAUUCCACACCAGAAAAACAAUUCCAUCAAAAAUCACUUGUAUUCCUCUCGACAACUCUCAAACAACCACAAAUCAACAGCAAAUCAACCUCUCUGUUCUUCGCUUCACUCUCGGAAUACCUGGCUUGGACGAAUCAUACUUACCCAGAUACAUUGGCUAUGCUUUUGGUUCGCUUUUGCUGUUGAACCAUUUCGUGGGUUCGGAUUUGGCCACAAUAACGCCAGCACAGCUUAGAACAGAGGUGUUGGGACUCUCUUUGGCCGCAUUCUCAGUUGUGCUUCCCUACCUUGGAAAAUUUCUCAAGGGUGCUACUCCAGUGGAUAAAAUAGUUCUCCCUGAAGGGGCUGUGCAAAUUUUUCUCAUGUCCCAAAAUAUUUUAGACACUCUGAAGGAGGAUUUGGCUUGGGGAACAUACAUUCUGUUGCGCAAUACAAAAACCGUAUCUGUGCUCAUAUUGAUUCAAGAUGCAUUAUGCGUGCGUGGUUAUUGGAAUACACCUGAGGAGAUAUCAAAAAGUCAUGCACUUGACUGGUUUAAGGAACAGAUUGAACGUGUUGGCCUCUCUACUUUGAAGGAUACCCUUUAUUUUCCCCAGAAUGCAGAUUCUGACCUCUGGGAGAUGCUUCCCAGGGGAACUCGUUCUGUGCUUGUACAACCGGUGCUUCAAACGUCAAACCAAAGAGACAAUCAGGUGGAGAAGACUGAGGGGUUUGUCCUGCUGGCUUCUAACAUCGGUUAUGCAUAUAGCGAUAAAGACAGAGCAUGGAUAGGAGCCAUUGCUAACAAAUUUAAAGUCUAUGAGUGAUAUCGGGGAAGCUAUUCCACUUUUCAGUUUCUGCUUGCAUGCUUGAUUGUGCCAGGUGGAAUUGGAAAUGGUUAGUAUAAUCCUCUCAAUCCUCAAUUUUUCAUUUGUUCUGAAGAUCUGCUAAUGUGUAAGAAGUAAAAAUCAAUUUAAUUAUCCCUUUCCAUGUUGUAUUGGUGUACUGUCCAUGUUGGCCUUCAGGGAGCAUAUACUAGAGUUUUAAAGCUAUAGUAGUUUAUGUAAUGCAUCGAAAGAUCAUAUCAAGCAAGCAUUCUUCUCAUAAAUGAC